AUGAAUAGUCUCAAUGCGUUGACUAUUACUGAGGAGAAACUUGAUGAUGAUUCGAAGGAGAAAGACAGAGAUUGGAACAAGGAUAAAGCAGCAGAAAACAAGAACGAGGAAGAUGAGAAAGAACAGAAGGAGCCAGAUGACUGGGACGUUCUGGGAACGGUCGAUGCGUACAACUAUCCUGCUUUUUGUGCAACUAUUCCCUCCUUCCCGCAACUCGAGGAACUUAACGGAAAGAAGAGAUUGCAAGGACUGACGCUCAUCUUAUCGAUGACCUUGACCAGUAAGAUCAGUGCGACUAUUGAUCCAUACCUUCACAGCUUCGGUACCAGCAUAGCCAUCAAGCCGCUCACGGAGCCUGAGUUGAACAUCCACGCAACAUACACCUUGACGUUCAAAGGCUUGGACCCUAUUUCCGUGAAGGAAGUCAUUGUUGGAUCGUUCCAGAAGAAGCUCCUCAUCUUCCAUCUGAACCCCGAGGGCAAGUCACAACUGUUUUACGAGUCACACGUAUCAGGGAAUGAAAGGCACGAGAAGAGGUACCAUGACAAUUCCGAAUACCGUAACCUCACUAGGCAUGGGCGCUGUAACCUUAGAAGGCGAGCCUACCUGUUCCACCAGGGGAUUCCCCAGGAGACACUUCGAUAUAAUGUCUUUGACGUCGAAGAUGGGAGGGCGACUCCGACAUCAACGCCGGCGACGCCGCCGUAG
This is a messenger RNA of Fusarium verticillioides 7600, 708 nucleotides long. RefSeq lists its product as hypothetical. The coding region runs from base 1 to 708 and encodes 235 amino acids. The record is from RefSeq and is a predicted model, not a curated record. The transcript has 2 exons. Lineage: Eukaryota; Fungi; Ascomycota; Sordariomycetes; Hypocreales; Nectriaceae.